Molecule: messenger RNA, 3245 nt
Organism: Oncorhynchus mykiss (rainbow trout)
Lineage: Eukaryota; Metazoa; Chordata; Actinopteri; Salmoniformes; Salmonidae
Gene: tmed5
Product: transmembrane p24 trafficking protein 5
Source: RefSeq, a predicted model, not a curated record
GGUCCUCACAUUGCGAUUGCCAUCUCGUACGGUGAGCUGUCCAACAGAACAGAUUUGAGGAGAAGUUGACGAUCAUUACUAGCACUCGUCUCUUUACGGAGUCAAAAUCUAUAGUUAUUUCCCGCUUGUUCCGUGUGUGGUGAAGGCAGCAGGAGACCAUGGACGUGGUCCGGGGGUUAUUGUGCCUGUUCUCGGUGCUGGUAUCUGAGAUGUUCAUGGUGGCCGCGUUCUCCCAGAGCAUGGACAGCGACUUCACAUUUACACUCCCUUCCGGACGGAAGGAGUGCUUCUUCCAGACCAUGAAGAAGGACGCAUCGCUGGAGAUAGAAUAUCAGGUGUUGGACGGAGCAGAUCUGGACGUUGACUUCAGCCUGUCCUCUCCUACUGGACACGUUCUGUACAGCGACCACCGCAAGUCAGACGGCGUACACACUGUAGAGACGGAGGACGGAGACUACAUGUUUUGUUUUGACAACUCGUUCUCGGCAGUAUCGGAAAAGAUCAUUUUCUUCGAGCUGAUCAUGGACAACAUGGAACAGGAAGGGGAGGAGCCAGAGGACUGGAAGGAGUACAUCCAUGGGACUGACAUGUUGGACAUGAAGCUGGAGGACAUCAUGGACACCAUCAACAGUGUUAAAGCCCGGCUGGGGAAGAGCCUUCAGAUACAGACGCUGCUCAAAGCCUUCGAGGCCCGCGACCGCAACAUACAAGAGUCCAACUACAACCGGGUCAACAUGUGGUCCAUGACCAACAUGCUGGUGAUGGUGCUGGUGACAGGGGUGCAGGUCUAUCUCAUCCGCUCGCUGUUUGACGACAAGAGACACACACGCACGUAACAACCCGCCCACUGGGAGGGGUCGGGGAGGGACCGGCAGCUCUGUCUUGAUCAGCCAGCCAAUAGGGAGUGGGGACUGGUGGUUAAGAUGCAACCGUAACUCAUUGGUUUUUAUGUACAACAUGCACUCACAUACAUCGCACAUCGCACAAAUGACCUACCCAUCCAGUCUCUUCAUCUGCUCUGUCUAGCUGCUGAGGGACAUUCGUAUCUGCUCUGUCUAGCUGCUGAGGGACAUUAUUCGUAUCUGCUCUGUCUAGCUGCCGAGGUACAUUAUUCGUAUCUGCGCUGUCUAGCUGCCGAGGGACAUUAUUCGUCUCUGCUCUGUCUAGCUGCCGAGGGACAUUAUUCGUAUCUGCUCUGUCUAGCUGCCGAGGGACAUUAUUCGUAUCUGCUCUGUCUAGCUGCCGAGGGACAUUAUUCGUAUCUGCUCUUGUCUAUCUAAAAAUCAGUGGAGGGUGAGACACCAGCCAGACCUUCAGAGUCAUUGGCUUUUAAAAGCGAGCGUAACGAACAAGUGUUUACCAUUGAUAUGGUAAUGUGACCUCUCAACUUUGUCUUCCAGACACUGAGGUGAGACUGCUCUGUCCGUGUCACAUCUUUCAAUGUCUCCCAGUAUAUGAUCUGUAAGUCAUGUUGCCAAGCCUUUUACUGGAGUAGGUUGUUGAUAUACCUGUAGAGAUUCUGAUUUAGCAGUCUGUGCCAUACUACCAAAACGUUUGCCUUCCAAACCGUGGCUGGAGUGGACAGCAUGUGCACGCACACACACACUUUCACACUCUUUCAGAUACACUCACACAAUCUCUUACCCACACACUAACACAUUUCUUCAUAGAAACAUCUGCUGCCUGCCAGUGCCAGCCCUCCUUUCUGUGGCUGGCCUUUUGGCUGCUUGGUGAGUAGAGUAGGGGAAAGGGAAUAGUUUAUUCCGUAACCCUCUAAAUCACUGCUGUACUCUUCCACUCCCUCCUCCUCCUGACUUCCACCUAUAACUCAUGUCCUGAUGGUCUAAUGUCAGACUUAGUGCCGACAGGCGAGUCUGGUUUCAGUCCUACAGAUUGAUGAGAUGUGGAGUCCGCUCUGCCCCUCUCUUUUUCUCUAGUGACCACAUUCUAUUUCUAACAACCACACCCUGCACCUCAUUGGGGCAUGGAAGGUUUCUUGGAGAAGGGUUGCUUGGGACUGAAUGAGGUGGGGAGUGGUUGGGAGAUCCACUAAUUGACUUAUUUGGCUUUAUUUUGUAGAUUGUCCAAUAGUGUACAUGACAGAGCUACAAAUGUACACACUUGUGGUUGAUACACUGAUAUGUGCCAAGAUUUUGGAGCAGCCAAACAAGUUGUCUGAAUGCUCUCUAAAUGCUCCCUAUAUUACAGAAAUGUUCCAAAAAAUACUCAACACAGCAGCACAGUGACACCACACCGCCAUCUUGUGGCUGGACAGUGAACUGCUCACUAUCUCACCUCUAGGACUGGCUUUAAAAAAUAUAUAUAUAUUUUUUAAUUUAAAAAAAAUAAUAAUUUAACCUUUAUCUAGGCAAGUCAGUUAAGAACAAAUUCUUAUUUACAAUGACUGCCUACUCCGGCCAAAUCCAGACAAUGCUGGGCCAAUUGUGUACCACCCUAUGGGAUUCCCAAUCACGUCCGGAUGUGAUACAGCCUGGAUUCAAACCAGGUACUAUAGUGAAGUCUCUUACACUGGGAUGCAGUGCCUUAGACCGCUGCGCCACUCGGGAGCCCAGCUUUCAACCUAUCCCUGCUUUGAAAUAUGAAAUAUUACAGUGAUGCAGUAUCCACUCUCUGACAAUGAAAGAAUAACAUAAAAUGUGAUGUUUGAGGGGUCUUGCAAUGUGCUAUUAUGAGCUCCCUCUCAUUUACAGCUACUCAAACCAUUGGGCGAGUUAGUUUUGCAUAGCAUGGUGCCCCGGAUGGGCAGAGUUUACGCAUUUUAGACCAUUUCAUUAGUCCACCUACACCGGGUCAUGCCAAAUUAACUCGCCCAUUGUAAUGGUUGUAUUGCCACUGCCUCUCUCUACCCACCAUGUUCUGUCAUUAGUAUUUUAGCUGAUGCUCAAACAAGCAUAACAUUGGGUGAUUUUAAUAAGUGAAAUGAAGUGCUUAAAAUCCACAGAAUUUCACUGUUCUGUUCCAACCUUUUGUUCCUUUCUGAACAAGAAUAUUAUAUUUUGAAGAACAGACUCAACUCUUACCCUACAAACAAGUUGUUUAGGAUAGUGUUUUAUUUUACUAAUCUGAUGGAACAAGGAGAGGAGAAAAUAUUCUGGGAUAUUUAUCAGAAUAAUGUUCUGUAGAUGUAAAUGUGUGUAAAUGAAACAAUCCUACUUUUCUGAACAUGUCACGUUGUUUCCUUUGACUUCAAAUGGUUGGUGAGAAAUAAACUUUAUACAGAUCCA